AGGCGUUAGCCAGAACAACCCUAUAGAGUUGGUUGAAAUCCCUCCUUUAGCUUUAGGAAGAAUUUUGUAUGAUGAUGUAGUGAGGCUAUGCCACGUCUUGCUCCCCCUUAGUUUUUUUUUUUUUGGUUUUGUUUUUGUUUCCCGAGGCCUAGCCUCUCUUUUGCAUAAAAAUAAAAUAAAAUAAUGUAUCAGAUUAAGAUAAUGUGUUCACUUAAAUGCUACGAAGUAUUCCAUAUUUAACAAGGCAUAUAAAGCAGGAGCGUAUAAUAGUGCAAAAGUCAAAUACGAUAAUUUAUUUUGAAACGAAUGGAGCAGUUCUCAUGUCUGUCAGACUGUAAGGCACUCACGAUUUCACGAUGUUCUUCAACAAUUCAGCUUUUGGCUUGAUUGAUUCUUGUCACCUGCAACCCAACUCACUUUCGCUUUCUUUCACUUUCUCUCUCCUACAUGCGUAAACUGCAAACAUCGUACUUCCAAAAAUUCACAGUAUUAUACUAUCUCCAUUAAAUGAUCUGAAAAAAAAAAAAUCCACCCAUUUCUAAAAAAAAUCAGAACAACACCAUGGAUCGAGCACUCAAAGCUGCUCGAACAUCGGGGUCUCUCAAUUUAUCAAAUCGCUCUUUGAGGGAAGUACCCAAUGAGGUCUAUCAAAAUUUUGAUGGCGCUAGUGAAGGUGGCAAUUGGUGGGAGAUUGUUGACCUACAAAAGCUGAUCCUGGCCCAUAAUAACAUUGAAGUAUUGAAAGAAGACCUGAGAAAUUUGCCUCUGUUGACUGUGUUAAAUGUAAGCCACAACAGGCUUACUCAGCUUCCUGCAGCAAUUGGGGGGCUUCCCUCGCUAAAAUCACUUGACGUGUCAUUCAAUUCAUUAGCUAACAUACCUGAAGAGAUUGGAUCAGCGACUUCUUUGGUCAAGAUUGAUUGUUCAAAUAAUCAACUUGUGGAAAUCCCUAAUUCUAUUGGACAGUGUGUCGAGUUAGCAGAGCUGAAGGCUUCAAAUAACAGUAUUGCAGGCUUGCCGGAAAAUUUAGCAUGCUGUACAAAAUUAGUAAAAGUGAAUUUGGAGGGUAACAAGCUCACAGAACUAUCAGAUCCUGUGAUUUCAUCAUGGAGCAAGCUCACUGAACUGAAUGCCUCAAAAAACCUCCUGAAUGGUAUACCGGAAAGCAUUGGGAGGCUUUCACGUCUUAUUCGCCUAGACAUGCAUCAGAACAAAAUUUUAUCAAUUCCAACAUCUAUAAAGGGUUGCUCUUCACUUGUGGAAUUCUAUAUUGGGAUCAAUUUGUUGUCGUCAUUACCAGGAGAGAUAGGAGAGCUUUCUCAGCUGAGCAUACUUGAUCUUCAAUCAAACCAGUUAACCGAAUAUCCAGUGGAAGCAUGCAAAUUGCAUUUGUCAGUUCUUGAUCUUUCAAACAAUUCAUUGUCAGGCUUGCCGGCGGAAAUUGGCUUGAUGACAACUUUGAGAAAGCUUGUGCUUAUCGGCAAUCCUAUGCGAACCAUUCGAAGUACAUUGGUAUCUGGACCUACAACUGCUUUAUUGAAGUAUCUUAGGAGUAGACUCCCUUCUGCACAAGAGGCUGAAGUAUCAACUCCAACUAAAGAUAACAUGGUGGCUAUGGCAGCUCGAUUGUCUUUGACCUCUAAGGAAAUUUCACUUGGAGGUAUGGAUUUGACUUCAGUUCCUUUGGAGGUCUGUUCGUCAAAUGAAAUAACAAAAGUUGAUCUUUCAAGAAACUCAAUUGAAGAGCUUCCUGUUGCACUGUCGGCCUGCUCUUCACUUGAGGUAUUGCUUUUAUCCAAGAACAAGAUUAAGGAUUGGCCAGGGGAAGUUUUGAAGUUACUUCCAAAUCUUACAUGCUUAAGGCUUGAUAAUAAUCCUCUUAGACAGAUUCCAAUGAACAGUUUUGAAGCUGUCCCCGGACUCCAAAUUUUGGACCUAAGUGGUUGUGUAGCUUCCUUACCUGGCAGUUCAGCAUUUGCUAGCUUACCUCAUCUAGAGGAGCUUUACCUCAGACGAGUACAGUUGCAUGAAGUCCCAUCCGAUAUUUUGAAAUUACAGAAGUUGCAGAUUCUUGACCUAAGUCAAAAUUCCCUCUGUUCCAUUCCAGAGGGAUUUCAAAAUUUUUCAUCAUUGACGGAGCUAGACCUUUCGGACAAUAACAUAACAUCACUGCCGCCAGAGCUUGGUCUGCUUGAACCUAGCUUACAAGUCCUCAGACUUGAUGGAAAUCCUUUGAGAAGCAUUAGGAGGGCGAUUUUAGAUCGGGGAACUAAAGGUAUUUUGAAGUACCUGAAAGACAAAAUUUGAGAGAUCCUUCUAUUGAUGGCUUUUUUCUGGUUGCCGCCUGCCACUGGAAUGAAAAGAUCUUGUCCAUUUGUUCUGGCAUGGCUUCAUUUGACAGAGUGGUGGAUGAACAGAUCUUUCAUCAUUGAUUUCUUGCUUGGCUUUUUUUCUGUGUUAUAAUUUUGUUAUUAUUAUGACUGUUAUUUUACUUUAAAGGCUAGGGCGUGAAGUCUUGGGGUUGUAUUUGGAAUAUAGGACCUGAUUGUCUUAUAAGGUGUUGUAAAAUCUUCGAUUUGAACGAAUUUCACUCAGGAUAAUUUUCUAUUGAGGCGUAACUAUACUGUGUUUUCUUUCUCUCUGAAUUUGAAGCUUUUUAUAAGUUUGAGAUUAAUUGUAAAAUUCUAUGCCUGAAU
This is a messenger RNA of Chenopodium quinoa (quinoa), 2696 nucleotides long. Its product is annotated as plant intracellular Ras-group-related LRR protein 6-like. NCBI's taxonomy places the organism in Eukaryota, Viridiplantae, Streptophyta, Magnoliopsida, Caryophyllales, Amaranthaceae. Bases 562 to 2307 code for a protein of 581 amino acids. The record is from RefSeq and is a predicted model, not a curated record. The transcript is spliced from 21 exons. Gene Ontology annotation, molecular function: protein binding.